Lodderomyces orthopsilosis Co 90-125 is the source of this 774-nucleotide messenger RNA. RefSeq lists its product as uncharacterized. The transcript has a single exon. NCBI's taxonomy places the organism in Eukaryota, Fungi, Ascomycota, Pichiomycetes, Serinales, Debaryomycetaceae. The record is from RefSeq and is a predicted model, not a curated record. The coding region runs from base 1 to 774 and encodes 257 amino acids.
AUGUGGAAACGUUUAGGUUUUGGGGAUGCUACAAUUACUAAUGAGCCAACCAUAGAUUACAAUAAAACAUCAUCAUCUUUUCCUCGUACUCCGCGGAGAAAGUCGUCACUGAGCACCCGAGAUCAAGCAUCAAGAUUACUGGAUGAUUUGUCAACUCCAUAUCAACAUCGAGACGAAUGGGACAGUGAUGAUGACGACGAGUAUAAUCGCUAUCGAUUUGAUUACACAAGAACUCUUGAUUUCAAUGCUUAUGAUCUAGAUGAAGAUUUACAAAGAGAUACAGAAAUGAUUGGAGAAUGGACAAAGGAGAGCAGUUUAAAAAACAAGUAUCUGAAUGUAAAGAAGGAUAAGUUCGAUGACACCCACUAUUCGCUUCCACUGCGGUUUCCGGGCAAAUACCAAACAUCGUCAAGAUCUCUUGAUGAACCAAGAGAUAGAAAAGUUGACCCAGUUCGAGAAAGCCAAGUUGAUCUUGAAAUCAAGAAAUUAAAGGAGGAACUUCAACGGGAACAACAAGCUGAGGGGGACUUGAUGCCUGGAGCUUCACUUAUACCACAGAUUACUGAACUCACCAACACUGUUCAAGACCAAACAAAAUACCUUUCUCACCUCAAACAGUACUCAGAACUAGCAGACAAUGAGAAAACAAGCACGGAGGUCAAGUAUGAAACUCUCAAGCAGGAGUAUUUGAAGGAGCUUGUAAAAAUGGAAAAACUUUAUACUUGUUACUACAACCUAUUGGAGAAAUAUGUAAAUCAGAAAGCAAAAAAUUAG